Molecule: messenger RNA, 1438 nt
Organism: Liolophura sinensis
Lineage: Eukaryota; Metazoa; Mollusca; Polyplacophora; Chitonida; Chitonidae
Product: ribonuclease P protein subunit p25-like protein
Exons: 7
Coding region: 128-742 (204 amino acids)
Biological process (GO): tRNA 5'-leader removal
Cellular component (GO): ribonuclease MRP complex
Molecular function (GO): RNA binding
Source: RefSeq, a predicted model, not a curated record
AAGACCACGGGGCUUUUGCAGUGGAAUCGGUGUGAUUGUGCCGGAUUUGUGGUUUGACAAAGUACGGUGCACUGCAGAAAAGUAUGUGAAAUCCACCAGUUGCUGCCCGUUUGUUAACUGACUGAUAAUGGAAAACUAUGAGAAAGGAGAGACGAGAAAAGUCUCAGAGGAUUGCCUCCCCUUGGCACUUGACAACAACACAGUAGCCAUGAAGGUUAACUAUGGCAGCAAAAUACGCAACCUCAUGGGAUUCGCCAUGAAAAAAAUUAAGGAACCAGAUGUGCCCUGCAUAACGUGGGAAGGCAGUGGGAAUGCCAUCAGUAAGACGGUUACCUGUGCAGAAAUCAUGAAACGUAAAGUACAGGGAUUGCACCAGUUCAAUUAUGCAAGAUAUAGAAGAAUAGAGGAGUACUGGGAGCCCAAACUGGAAGGUUUAGACAGGUUAAAGGUGAAUCGUGAUAUCCCUGUGUUAACUGUGGUGCUGUCAAAAGUUCCCCUGCAGCUGACUAAUGAAGGAUACCAAAAACCAGGUUCUAGAGAAUCGUUCUGGGAAAGUGGCGAGCGUGGAGAGAAGAGGCGUGCCAAGCAAAGCGGUAACCAUAGAAACCCACGACAGAGGAAGGGACCUAAAGGCAGGGACUCCACCAAACAGGCCAAGUUCUCCACAAGCGAGAAGGGCAAACAGCAAUCGUUCAGCGGAAAGACAAAGAAAGAUACAGACAGUAGUAGUGACAAAAGAUAGCACUGACUAUUCUAUGGCAAUGGUGGUGACAAAAGAUAGCAUUGACUGUGUUUCCAUGGUGAUGGUAGUUAUAAAAUUAUAGGACACUUACAAUUAUACGGAAACUGCAGCGUCGCUAUCUCAGCCUAGCCAGAUGUGUGACAUUAGUUAUGUGAUUGGUCCUCAUAACUUGGCAACACUAGUUUUUCCGCAUAAUCGUAAGCACCCAUAGCAUUGUGUUUCCAUGGCAAUGGUGGUUAUGGGAAUGACAGUGCUUUGAGUGAUAACAAAACCACUACUAAAACGUGGAAAGAGAAAUCCGAAAUGAGCUGGUCAGAGAUUGACAAAUGUUACUGUGAAGACAUGUGGAAUGUUUUAGUUAUCUAACCAACGGAAUAAAUGUAAUUUAAUCAUCAUAGUAUUGGUUGUAUGAACACAAACUGACGUGACAUACUUCAUGGCCAAACAAUAUAUUGUUCAAUCUGGGUAGUUCAGUGGAGCCAUAUGGUCUCAUCUUGUGAAAGGUACCCCAAUUCCUCAACCUUUUCACCUCAACCAUGUGAAAGACCAAAUUUCAGUGUAAUUUAUGCAUAUUUAUGAAUUGAUUUUGGAGACAAAACUGCAUUGGUUGGCUUGGCCAGUUUCAGGACUUCACAAAAAGAUAAAUUUUACCAGUCAACACAGAAUAUGCAGAAAGGUUGAAGAAUUAAAGUAAAU